AAUGUCUUAAGUUGACAUUGACAAUGGUUUAUUCGAAGCCAUUAUCCCUCGCCGCAGUUAACAGCGCCUCAUUAACAUUGAACAUAUGAAAAAGUAACGUAAAGUCAAACAUGCUUGCUUUUUAAAAAAAAAGAAAAAAAAAAAACUUUUGCAUGUUCUUUGUUUAAGCUACGUAGUUCUCUCUAUUCUUAUUGCCUUUGUUACGAAUUUUUAUACAAUAUUAAGUUUUUAUCGCUUCCAACAAUCAAUUGUUGUUCUUUCAAAGCCAGUUUACUGGCGAGCUGAGUGAAUGCGGAUACAUUCACAAAAAAUAUUUUUAAUUAGUUGGCUUUUACUAAACGGUUUAACAUACGUCUAGAGUACCAAAGUUAAACUUAAAGACGAUAAACGCUUACAAAUUAAAACAAAAAAAACAAAAAAAAAAAACAUUUCAAAAAAUGAUUAAUGGAUCUCUAAUCGCGUUCUUUAACUCAAUACUCGUACUAUAAAGUGCAAUACUCGGAAAUACUAGAUCUAUAUUAUACUCCUUUUCUUUGCAACAAUUUAGUCAUAUCCGACCAGUCUAUCUAUUUAUUCUCUUUCAAUCACCGGGUGGGCCUAAAGAUUAGAUUAAAAAGCUGCAAACUCGCCGAUGUUGUCUCAAUGGAAAUUUGAAUAAAAAAUUGAGUAAAUUUUUUUUUUUUUUUACAUGGUCUGAUAUGAUAUUCUUCUUUCUGGAUACGGUUCCUAUCGCUAGAUCGUGGUUUUUCUAAAAAAAAAUACACUCUCACGUUUUCACUACAAGACUCUUUUACAUACAAUCAAUUUAUUCAAUGGUAGAACUGUUUACAUUCUACUUUGGCAAUACUCUCGACUUCUCAACUCCAAUAUUCUCAAUAUCGACUUAAAUUUUCUCCUCCGACAUACAUACUUUGCCUUCCGUAAACAGUCUGUUUAUGUACAUUGUUGCAAGCAUAUUACUAUUACUUAAGUUCAUGGCUUCGAUUUUAAUCCGUUAACCUGCUUUUCCGCUAGUUGUUUUCUUAGGCCGGGAGCUGCAUGAGUUUUGCCUCUCUAGGCAAUCUAUUUUUUUUUUGGGGGGGGGAAAAUCAAUUAGUUGGAAUGAACUGGAUUUGAGAUUUUCGUAACAAUAUGAUAUCCCCUACUGUUCCACGCGGUGAUGGUAAAAAAGAGUGAAAGUGUUAGGAAUUGCCCGCAGCCAUUUUACAGCGUGAGCACUUACUAGCAAUGAACAAAUAUGGUCAAACCGAUUGAGGUUUGAAUCCGUGAACACUGGAUAAUCGAUACUAGAGCUAAACAACUGAAAAAAUCUCGGCAAAAACCAGAUCAUUUCAGUAUAUCUAGGCGCAAUAACAUUUACUAGAACAACUUUGAGAUUCGAGAUAAAAUUAAUAGGAAAGGCAAAAGACCUACGACCUUGAGUUCAUUUUCAAAGAAUCAAGACAUUUUUUGAUAUCUGCGAAACAUAUGAGACGGUGGCCCAAUACACAAAUAAAGUGUUUACUGCCUUCGGUGACUUCCUUUCCUUCCUUAGAAUAUUGAUACAAACGUGAAGGUAAUAAAGUACGAGGCGAAACAAAUUAAUUAAGGGGUGUAUACACACAUGAAUGGAUAUGAACACUCUUUUCUCCCUAUUUUUUUGCUGCACCUAUGACUGAAUGCGUGAGGUUCGUCUUUUCCUUCGUAGCAUUCCCAACUAUGCGUCAAAGAUGUCAUUACUAUACAUGUUGGUAAUCACGCUAACAAGCUUAGCGGUUGUAGCUGUGUCUGUCUGUCGCCUGAUAUUAAAGUGUUCAUAUGGAUGCAUGUCACACCAAGGAUUUUUUCAUAAUUAUCACAUAAAGGAAUUGACCAUGCAAUUUGUCCUCCGGUGAAUAUAGCACUGUCACCAUCGCAACAACAAUCAAGCGACAACGCAAGAGCAAUAGCAUUAACCAGUAGCCGAGACUUUAUAAAUAAUUUAAGUAAAACAAACAAAACAAUUAAAAAUUAAAGCGCACAAAUCUCAAGGCACAAUUUACAACAAAAGCAACACGCGACCAAAAGCGCAUACAAUUGCAGUCACAAAAUAUUCAAAGUAAAAAUAAAAGCUGAAAAGCAUACAAAUCUACAGCCGGAUACAAUAGAUGUACAAAUCCUGUAAAUAGAGCAAAAACAACUACAAAAAAAAUAAAAAAUAAAAUAAAAUAAAAAAAAUAGAAGAAAAGAAGAGAAGAAAGGAACACCACCACAUUAUUAAAAGAGGCCAGAGGCUGAAAUAACGAAUAACUAAGCUAAGUAAUUAAAUACCCCGAGAGCCAGGAAAAUAUGAGAAACAAAAAAGCUAUUAUAUCGUAAUUUAAAGUAAAUACAAACAAGGAAGAAAACGUAACCGACGCACAAACAAAAUCCUUUGUUCAAAUAAAGUACAAUUUUAGUGAAAUAGAACCGGAAAAAUGCAAUGAACAAAAACGGACGAAGCGAUUCAUUUAUUAUUAGUAUAUGACAAUGAAUAAGUUUUAAAGAAAAUUUGUGCUCAUAAAUAUCACAAAUUCCGCUUAGUUUGUUGAUAACAAAAUUUACGCAUCGUCUCGUUUUAUAGAAAGAAAAAUGGCCUUCAUCUGGCGUAGACGUUCCACUUCCAUAGUAAAAAUCUUAGCAAUUUUAACCACCUUAUGGUUCUUUAUAGCGUUUUUCAUUUAUACCGACGAUAAGAGACGAGAAACGGCCAGCAAAAAAUGGAAUGCAAUGUCUUUGUCCUUGAAAAGUCUAGCCAGUGCCGGUAAUUCGGGCAUAGCCGGCGAUAAUCAGAUUGAUGGAUCAAUGGAUAUGGCCGGGGCUUUUGCUUUAGGCGCCGGCAGUGAUUUUGGCAUCGACAAUAAUGUUAAUCACAAUGCCGCCAAUAUUGUCCCAAAUCCUAAUAAUAAUUAUUAUCAUCAUCAACAGCAACAACAACAACAAAAACAACAGCAGCAAUAUAAUCAUUUCGAUCGUGAUAACAGCAAUGGUAACGGCUUAGUUGUUGAUGUGCCGAUGCCUCAAGCUCGUGUAGAUGAAUUGAAUCGGGGGAAUGCCAUAAAUGAAAAUCACGAUGACGAUAUUAAUACCGAUAUCAAUGAAGGCGACGAAUCUGUAUUAAAUAACGUUGUGUUGGAAAUGCAACCAAAUGACAAUCACAUAUGGCACGGCAAAGUGAUAGCAGACAAUAAGCGGCAAAAGCAACAGCAACAAGAUGAUGGUAAAGGUGUUUUGGCUCCGCCAGCUCCUGCGCCAAAUUCGCCAGGCGAAAUGGGUAAACCAGUUAUAUUGCCCACGAAUAUGACAGAGGAAAUGAAGAAAGCAGUCGAUGAUGGUUGGACUAGAAAUGCUUUUAAUCAAUAUGUUUCCGAUAUGAUAUCAAUACAUAGGACUUUACCUGAUCCCCGUGACUCCUGGUGCAAAGAACCGGGACGGUAUUUAGAUAGCCUGCCUGCCACUGAUGUAAUAAUUUGUUUUCACAAUGAAGCCUGGUCUGUACUAUUACGUACAGUACACUCCGUCCUUGAUCGUUCACCCGAACAUUUAAUAGGCAAAAUAAUACUCGUAGAUGACUAUUCCGAUAUGCCUCAUACAAAGAAACAGUUGGACGAUUAUUUUUCUGCCUAUCCUAAAGUACAGAUCUUACGUGCAACAAAGCGUGAAGGUUUAAUACGAGCUAGACUACUCGGUGCACGUCAUGCCAAAUCACCGGUUUUAACAUAUUUAGAUUCACAUUGUGAAUGCACCGAAGGUUGGCUGGAGCCUUUACUGGAUCGCAUUGCCAGAAAUUCCACUACUGUUGUGUGUCCUGUAAUCGAUGUUAUAGACGAUACUACCUUGGAAUAUCACUAUCAUGAUUCGGGUGGUGUGAAUGUUGGUGGCUUCGAUUGGAGUUUGCAAUUUAAUUGGCAUGCAGUACCUGAAAGAGAGAAAAAACGCCAUAAGAAUUCAGCAGAGCCGGUAUUUUCGCCUACCAUGGCUGGCGGUUUAUUUUCGAUAGAUCGAAAAUUCUUCGAAAAAUUAGGCACUUACGAUUCGGGCUUCGAUAUCUGGGGUGGGGAGAAUUUAGAAUUAUCAUUCAAGACUUGGAUGUGCGGCGGCACUUUGGAAAUUGUACCAUGUUCCCAUGUGGGUCAUAUCUUUCGUAAACGAUCUCCUUACAAGUGGCGUUCAGGCGUAAACGUGUUAAAAAAGAACUCGGUACGCUUGGCUGAAGUGUGGUUAGAUGAUUAUGCCAAGUAUUAUUAUGAACGCAUUGGCAACGACAAGGGCGAGUACGGUGAUGUUAGCGCUCGUAAGGAAUUGCGCCAACGUCUGAAUUGUAAAAGCUUUAAAUGGUAUUUGGAUAAUAUUUAUCCAGAACUUUUUAUACCAAGCGAAUCGGUAGCGUAUGGUGAGAUAAGAAACCUAGGCGCUGGCGGUCGCACUUGUUUGGAUUCCCCGUCACGUAGAAAGGAUUUGAAAAAGCCCGUUGGCUUAUAUCCUUGUCAUAAACAAGGUGGCAAUCAGUAUUGGAUGUUAAGUAAAACGGGUGAAAUACGCAGAGACGAAGCUUGCCUCGAUUAUGCCGGUCAUGAUGUUAUUCUGUAUCCUUGUCAUGGUUCUAAAGGAAAUCAGUUUUGGUCAUACAACAGUGAAACCAAACAAUUGCGUCACGGUUCAUCGGACAAGUGUUUGGCUAUUACCGAGAAAAGAGAUAAACUCGUUAUGGAGGAAUGCAAUGUUUCACAUAUGCGACAACAAUGGCGACUGGAAAAUUAUGACGCCUCCAAAUUAUGAGGUUAUUUUUACGGGAAUGGUACCCAAUUUCUGCCAUCUCUCCAAACGCCCUCGGCAACUCAUUUACUGCUAUAUCAAAACAAUGUCACAUAGUUGAAAAAUGGCAGAAUUUUAUAAGAGAGAGAAGACAACUAAAACAAUAUACAAAAGUGCAAUAAAUACAAAGUUAAAAUUUCUCCCUUGAAAGUUUGAUGGCUUUAAAAAAAAAAACAAAUAUAUA
Glossina fuscipes is the source of this 4996-nucleotide messenger RNA. It is a transcript of the gene Pgant9, whose product is annotated as putative polypeptide N-acetylgalactosaminyltransferase 9. NCBI's taxonomy places the organism in Eukaryota, Metazoa, Arthropoda, Insecta, Diptera, Glossinidae. Bases 2590 to 4776 code for a protein of 728 amino acids. The transcript is spliced from 12 exons. Gene Ontology annotation, cellular component: Golgi apparatus. The record is from RefSeq and is a predicted model, not a curated record.